AUGGAGGAAGACUCCAACGUCAACAUCCUUGAUGACUGGAAGGAUGGGAGUGUCCUUGAAAUGUCAUCUGUCUCCCUUCCCCCUUCUCCCCGCCUCCUACUUCCUCUCUGUUCAGACACUUCGCCACACCCUGCCUGGCUUUUCAGACCCCAGUCUCCAGAUUCCCUGGGCCCAGCCAUGGGAGUUCCCACCCUCGGCCUGGCCCUAAUCCUGGCCCUGCUCCUGACCCCAGGGGGUUUCAACCAGGUCUCAGCUCAAAAUGAAGCUAGUCCCUGCCCAGCCGUGGGCCCGGGGAUCCUGGCUGGGAUUGUGCUUGGAGAUCUCGCUCUGACCAUUCUCAUUGCCCUGGCUGUUUACUAUCUGGGCCGCCUUGUGCCUCCAGGUCGGAAUGCCCCUGAAGCUUCCAAGAAACAGAGGAUGACAGAGACAGAGUCCCCCUAUCAGGAACUCCAGGGCCCUAGAUCAGACGUCUACAGUGACCUCACUACCCAACGUGGAUUCUACAGAUGACUCAUGACUCAAUCCAAGGAUGGCCAGUGUGGGAAGCUCACAGCCUCUGACUCCAAGAACCCCAGCCCUGCUAACCCCUUACUUCUCCCUUUUCUUGUCCCUUCUUUGAUCUUUGGGACUUUCUUUCUCCUCCCACCAUCCCUCUCACAAUAAACUUGGAACAGAUA
Dromiciops gliroides (monito del monte) is the source of this 677-nucleotide messenger RNA. It is a transcript of the gene TYROBP, whose product is annotated as transmembrane immune signaling adaptor TYROBP. NCBI's taxonomy places the organism in Eukaryota, Metazoa, Chordata, Mammalia, Microbiotheria, Microbiotheriidae. Gene Ontology annotation, cellular component: cell surface. The coding region runs from base 1 to 510 and encodes 169 amino acids. Gene Ontology annotation, molecular function: signaling receptor binding. Gene Ontology annotation, biological process: microglial cell activation involved in immune response; negative regulation of transforming growth factor beta1 production; negative regulation of B cell proliferation. The record is from RefSeq and is a predicted model, not a curated record. The transcript has 6 exons.